Messenger RNA from Rotaria socialis, 873 nucleotides. Lineage: Eukaryota; Metazoa; Rotifera; Eurotatoria; Philodinida; Philodinidae. The record is from the annotation of a GenBank genome assembly.
AUGACAGCACGAUUAGGGAGAAGUCGAAGUGAAAUAAGAAGCCGAUCUGCGUUAGCAUCCGAUCCAUCCGAUCAAUUGACUCGACGAAAACAAUUCGAUGAAGAAUUGGCAGCGAUUCGUAAUCAUUCGCAAUCCAUUUGGUCAAGACCUGAUACAUCAUUAACAACGCACGGCCAUUAUUUUGUUGAUCCAGAACAAAUUGAACGUACUCAAACAAGACCAACAUCAGCCGGACGACAUCAUAAUCCUCAUCCGAAAUUAGUUUUCAUGAGAACAGGAAUGAGAGAAAUUCCAUAUGCAUAUGGUGCACUAGCGUCUCGCCUGCCCUCACGUGAACGAAUAACAAAUAAAGCACCAAUUAUUCCGGAUUAUAUGGGAGAACUGCAAGAUUUAACACCAUUUGAACAACAGGGCGUUAAUGCUUUUCUAAAAUUAGCUAAUGACAAUGCAAAACCGAAUGUGGUACAAGCUCUUAAAAACUAUCGUAUUUUAAUGGCUAAUGAAUAUGAAUGUCCACCAAUUGGUGCUGCAACAGUAUGUCGAGAAGAUGGAAGUCGAACUGAAUUUUAUCCAUCGAUCGAUCGAUUUCGACAAGCCACAAAAAAUGAUAAAGAAAUCGAUGCUAUCAACAAAGCAAUUGAAAAUCCUGAAACUGAAAUCAAAAUUACAAGUAAUGUUCCGCCGGUACAACAGCCGGCUCUCACACGUAAUGUUCGUUAUCCAAAUCGACCUCUAUUUCAUUUUCAACGUCGAAGUCAUAGUCACUCGAAAUGUCCAUGGCCAUUAGCUCGUCAUCCAUUUCGUGGCGAUUAUUCCAUUCAUAGCGAUUGGCAUCCACGUUUACCUCAUCAUCGUUUAACGUGCCUCUGUUAA